AGCUGGAAGAGAGAAGGACCAAGUCACACCCUGGGAGAAGCUCUGUGCCUUCAGAGGUCUUUCUGCCUGACGGUUCCUAUGGCUCUCUUCAUCUUGCUGUUCUUGCUGCCGAGUCCCUUACAUUCCCAGCCCCCUUGUGACAUCUCCCAAGUGACCAGCCUGCUGGAAGUAAACUGUGAGAACCAGAAGCUGACAGCAUUGCCCGCAGACCUGCCAGCAGACACAGGCAUCCUUUUCCUGGCCAAGAACAGACUGGCUACCUUCUCCACAGCCUCCGUGGCACAUUUCACUCACCUCACUCGGCUAUACCUGGAUGAAUGUGAGCUGACCAGCCUGCAGACCGGUGAGAAACUGUCCAAGCUGGAGAGCCUGCAUUUAUCCCACAACAACCUGCAAAGUCUGCCCUCCCUAGGACGGGCACUGCCUGCACUCACUAUCCUUGACCUCUCCUUCAACCAGCUGGGCUCACUGUCUCCCGGUGUCCUGGAAGGUCUAAGCCAACUGCAGGAGCUCUACCUGCAGAACAAUAAUCUGAGGAGUCUGCCCCCCGGGCUCUUGGUGUCUACAACCAAUCUGAAGAAACUCAAUCUGGCCAAUAACCACCUACGUGAGCUGCCCCAUGGGCUCCUAGAUGGGCUGGAAGAUCUUGAUACCCUCUACCUUCAAGGGAACUGGCUUCGUACAAUCCCAAAGGGCUUUUUUGGGACCCUCAUCUUGCCUUAUGUUUUUCUUCAUGGCAACACCUGGUAUUGUGAUUGUGAGAUUCUCUACCUCCGAAACUGGCUCAAGCAAAAUUCCAACAAUGUCUACUUAUGGAAGGAGGGUGUGGAUGUCAAGGCUAUGACCCCCAAUGUGGCCAGUGUACGGUGUGCCAAUUUGGGCUACGCACCUGUCUACUCCUACCCAGGGAAGAACUGCCCUACCAGUGGUGAUAAGGAUUCCAUAGACUAUGAUGACUAUGACGCUGUCUCUGAAGUACCUGCUACAAGGGCUGAGGUCAAGUUUUCUACUAACACUAAAGCCCAUACUACUCACUGGGGCCAACUCUUAGAGUCUCCUACUUCUCCAGACAGCCAAAUGCCUUCUUGGCCUCCAACCCACAAACCCACUAAAAAACAGUCCACAUCCACCCACAUACAGAUUCCAGGUUUCACCACACUCCCACAGACCAUGCAGGCCAGCACACCUCUCUAUAACCUAAAACUCAAUACUACACCCGCCACCAUCCCCACCACCCCAGUACCUACCACUUCCACCCCAGCUACCCCAAAGCCCAGCCCUACCCCAGUGCCUACCACUUCCACCCUGACUACCCCAGAGUCCCACUCCACACCAAUGCUUACCAAUUCUACUCCCACUAUUCCAGAGCCCAUCACUUCCACCCUGGCUACCCCAGAGUCCAGCACCAACCCAGUGCCUACUACUGCCAUCCUGACUACCCCAGAGCCCAGCACCACACCAAUGCUUACCACCUCCACCCCGACUAUUCCAGAGUCCACUGCUUCCACCCCAACUACCCCAGAGCCCAGUGCUCCAGUGCCUUCCACCCCCACUCCAACUACCCCAGCGCCCAGCAGCACUACCCCGACCACUCCAGUGUCUACUACCACCCCGGUCUUCAUUACUACCCUGGCUGCCCCAGCAUCUACCCCAAGUGAGACCAUUUUAGAACUACCUUUUCCCACAGAACUCACUUUACUCCCUACCCUCGAACCUAUUACAGGAAUCCCAGAAGUGAACAGCUUCAUAACUUUCCAAGAGAUGAUUCGUGCAAACUCUGAUACUUCCAAAAGUGACCCUUUUCUCAAUUCUGACUUUUGUUGCCUCCUCCCCCUGGUUUUUUAUAUUCUGGGUCUCCUCUGGCUCCUAUUUGCCUCUGUGAUACUCAUUUUGUUGCUGACCUGGAUCUGGCAUGUAAAACCACACACUCUGGACUUGGACCAAUCUGCUGCACUGGCCACAAGCACAUACACUACAAGUCUGGAGGUGCAGAGAGGAAGGCAAGUAACUGUGCCCCGGGCCUGGCUGCUCUUCCUUCAAGGGUCACUCCCUACUUUCCGUUCUAGCCUUUUCCUAUGGGUAAGGCGUAAUGGGCAUGUUGGGCCUCUGGUAGCAGGACGGCGGCCCUCAGCUCUGAGCCAGGGUCGUGGUCAGGACCUAUUGGGAACAGUGGGUAUUAGGUACUCAGGUCACAGUCUGUGAAGGUGAGUACCUCAGAGAUCCUAAGACUCUACUGGGAUCUAGCUGUGGUGGGGGAUGAGACUGCCAUGCAGACAUUCUAUUUACUUCUUUAUCUGAAGCCCCUUUUUACAUCUAGACCACACAAAUCAGAAGCAGUGAGGUGAUACAACUGGGUAACCAUGGAACCAAGCUCCCUAUGUUACUCAGAGCAUUGCCAGGUCGCAUGGUCACUGCUAUGGCUUUGGGGAAGAGGUAGAAAAAGCGAAUGGAAAUGGAGCAUGGCUCCCAUGUGUUCACACGUGGAAGGAAACUCGGAAAGCCAUGAAUCAAGACAGGAACAUUAUCCCUAAGUAUCGUGAAUAUGUUUUCCCUGUUUAACACUUAUCUCCCACCAGUGUUAUCUAAAUAAUAAAAUUGCUUUUAAAAAGAAAA
This is a messenger RNA of Arvicola amphibius (Eurasian water vole), 2613 nucleotides long. RefSeq names its product glycoprotein Ib platelet subunit alpha (gene Gp1ba). Lineage: Eukaryota; Metazoa; Chordata; Mammalia; Rodentia; Cricetidae. Gene Ontology annotation, cellular component: plasma membrane. Bases 79 to 2202 code for a protein of 707 amino acids. Gene Ontology annotation, molecular function: protein binding. The record is from RefSeq and is a predicted model, not a curated record. The transcript has 2 exons.